Messenger RNA from Capsella rubella, 811 nucleotides. RefSeq lists its product as uncharacterized. Bases 214 to 642 code for a protein of 142 amino acids. The transcript has a single exon. Lineage: Eukaryota; Viridiplantae; Streptophyta; Magnoliopsida; Brassicales; Brassicaceae. The record is from RefSeq and is a predicted model, not a curated record.
UGGUUUUAUGCAAAUUGGUUAGGUACUUUGAAGAUUCAGUGUAUGUUGCUUCCUUGUUGAGGUUUCUUUUAGAUGAAAGCCUUUUGACUCAUAUAGUAUUAGAUGGCUUCAUUUUAGUCAUAUCUUAUGUACUGAAUAUGAAGCUUAUUUGGCCCUGAGCUAUUUUUCUUCUCUGAUUUGUAUAGUUUCUUUUGAGGAUUGAAGUUAGCAGCAAUGGAAGCUGAGAAUCAACAGUUUCUGAGGGUAAGAUGUCGGCUAUCUGCUCACCGAAUGAACCAUCUGAUCAAUCUCAUGAAUGCAUGGUCAAGGGUAUGUCUUGAAUACGAUGAUGGAGAGAUUGUGGAGCGUGUAUAUCGCUGGGUUCCGGGUUCUGUCGGAGUUGAAAUGGAUGGUGGGGGUGGUGACGGUGGCUUUGACGGAAAUAAUCAACAAGGCCUUGGUGGGAAUGAUCAGCCAGCUGUCCAAGGUGAAGUUGGUGAAGCUUCGGGUAGUAAAGUAGGUGAAGUUGGUGAAGCUUCAGGUAGUAAAAAAGGUGAAAAUGCUGUAGAUGAAGAUCAUGAAGCUGGAAAUGACCAUCAGAGCAAGAGAAAGCGAAAGACGGAACAUCAGGAGAAGAAGAAGCAGAAGAUUCAGGAACUCUGAUCUCUCAUUUUUGUCCCAAUAGGCAAUAACAUGUCAGUACAUGAUCAGAAGUAGUAUUUUAGUAUCGAGUAUAGACAGAAUCUAACCAUCUACGUCUGUACAUUUCACAUUUCAAUGAUAAUGGCAUCUAGCCAUCUAGGUCUUCUAGUUAACAUUAGAAAUUAGAAUC